AUGGCCGCCGACACUGUGAUCAGACGGCGACAGAGACGCCACGACGGAUCCUUUGAAAAGAUCACCCCGUGGGAAGGGGAUGACAAAGAAGAGCCAAGAUACUACGGUAGUGAUCCUGAGAUGUCGGAGGUCACGCCUAAACGCCGUCGUAUGUUCUCGCGCGGCAACACUGGCUCAGAUCGGAUUCGCCAUCACAGGCGGAAGCCGUUGGCUAGGAAUUGGAGCAGGGCGAGGAAGCGUGUCACUGCCGUCACUGCUUGCAUCAACACCUUCACCCUGGGAUACAUCAUCGGCCAGUAUGCUGGCGAGGUGCCUAAGAUCCAGUACCAACUGGCCGACCAGCAGCAUCGGGUCAUCCUUGGAAACGUGUUCCUCUUCAUCGGUCUAGCCAUCUCCACCUUUUUCUUCUGGCCCUUACCGCUGCUACAUGGACGCAGAACCUACGUACUGGCAGCACUAGCUAUUGCCCUCCCUCUACAAUUCCCACAGGCGUUGGUCAUCAACACGCCCCGCUCACCGACCGUUGUAGCCUACCGUGUGGGCUUACUGCUUCCGAGAGCCAUGUCUGGCUUCUUCCUCGGCUUCGCAAAUGUCAACUUCAUUACGACCCUGUUGGAUCUCUACGGCGCAUCACUUCAAAGCUCGAACCCACAUCAAGAGCUCGUCAUCAUCAACGACGUCCGACGCCAUGGCGGUGGAGUAGGCCUGUGGCUCGGUCUAUGGGUUUGGUGCUUCAUCGGCUCCGUCUCGUUGGGCUUCUUGACCGGCGCUGGAAUUAUCGCGGACUUGAAUCCAGCCUGGGGAUUCUACAUCAUCAUGAUUCUGCUGGCUUCUGUUCUCUGUCUCAACAUAAUCGCUCCGGAGACGCGCCGCUCGCCCUAUCGUCGCUCCUUCACCGAGGUUGUUGAUGCUGAAGAUAUAGUCCACCGGAUGGUCGCUCGUGGGGAGGUCAAGUUGCACAUAUCUACACAGCCGCCGAAGUACUGGUUCGACGAAGUUUUCGCUGGUAUUAGGCUCAACUUCCGGAUGAUGUUCCAGCCUGGCUUCUUCAUCUUGGCAUUGUACGUCGGAUGGAUCUACGCGAUGUUCAUCCUCGUGAUCGUCCUCCUCGGCGCCCUCCUCUCCCGCGAAUACCGUUGGUACCCCCACUUCGUCGGGCUAGGCGUGAUGUCUCUCGCAAUCGGCGCCUUCCUCGCAAUCCCCCUCACCAAAGCCGGGCUCUUCAGCCGCGCCCGCAAAGCUGGCCCCCGCACCGACAGCAUGACCUUCCAGAAGCGCAUAACCUGGACCUCGCACCUCGUGCGCCGCGUGCUCUUCAUGUCCGCGCUCCCCUUCGUCGGCAUGGCUUACACGCUGCUGUCCGCCGGCAAGCCACUCCACUGGAUGUGGCCGAUCUUCUGCGCGGGGAUCAUCGGGUUCUUGAGCAACCUCGCAAUCGCGGAGUGCUAUGGCUUGAUCAUGGAGACGUUCGAUACGAGUGACCUCCAGCCUGGCGCGAAUAGUCGGCAUAGACUGCAGAGCAUGGCGUCGGAUGUGCGGCGGCGUCGGACCAACUACAGCUCCUUCCCACGCGUCACGGCGGGGAUCAUGGUGAGCCAGACCUUCGCCUUCCUCCUCGCAGCGGCCGCGACAGGGGUCGGGGGCGCGGUAACGCGGAACCUGGGCGCGCAGACCGCGACGGGCAUCACGGCGGGGAUAUUGCUGGCGCUGACGGUGCUGUUGACGGCCGUGCUGUGGCGCUGGAGCAAGGUCCAGGUGAUUCCGAACCAUGCGUUUGGAACGAGGAGGAACACGAUGAGUGAGGCCAAGGUCAUGCAGGAGGACUGGAAGCCGGUUAUCAUUGGAAAUCCAUCGGGGAAGAUCCGCAGGAUGAGUUUGUUGGAGUUGGGAGGGCAGAGUCGGUGGACGGAGAUUAGAAAACUGAAUAAGCUGAUCAAGGAGAAGGCGGUGGCGUGA
Molecule: messenger RNA, 1956 nt
Organism: Coniosporium apollinis CBS 100218
Lineage: Eukaryota; Fungi; Ascomycota; Dothideomycetes
Exons: 4
Coding region: 1-1956 (651 amino acids)
Biological process (GO): transmembrane transport
Molecular function (GO): transmembrane transporter activity
Source: RefSeq, a predicted model, not a curated record